GCUCCUACCUCUACAUAAAGAGUGAAGUAGAAUCCAAUCUAAGUUCCAAGAUGUGCAAAGCCAAAAUGGGCAACCUUAGUCUAUACUUGGUACUAACAAUCUUGUCUUGUUAUCUUGCCGAUACAGCACAGUCUUCUUCCUUUCCCUCAAACUUCAUCAAAGCCUCUUGCAGAGCCACCCGGUACCCAUCCUUGUGCAUCGACUGUCUCUCCGCCUAUGCCAACUCAAUCCAGCAGAGCGAGCGGCAACUGGCCGAGGUAGCCCUGUCGGUCAGCCUGGCCAAGGCUAGGUCGGCCGCCAUGUUCGUGGUCAAGCUGACAAGAUCGGCCAGAGGGCUAAAACCGAGGGAGCUCCAGGCGGUUAAAGACUGCGUGGACACCAUGGGCGACACCAUGGAUCAGCUGAGGCGCUCCGUCCGGGAGCUUGGGCGGGCUGGGCGAGUGCCGAGUCAGGACUUUGUGUGGCAUGUGGGGAAUGUGCAGACCUGGGUUAGCGCGGCUUUGACCAACGAAAACACUUGCCUUGAUGGGUUCGCUGGGCCUGCCAUGGAUGGGAAUGUGAAGGGGGCGAUUAGGGCCAGAGUUGUUAAUGUUGCUCGAGUCACUAGCAACGCUCUUGCCUUGGUUAAUCGCUUUGCCGCGAGACACAGACCCGGCGGCGCUAACGUUCCUUGAAUGAUUGCAGUCUUCAAGUAAGAGAAAUUGAAUCAUGGGCUCCAUCCAAUUAAAAGCCUAGUUGAACUACACAUUUAUGUUUAUACUAUAUUUAUGCUCACAAGAAGGACUGUGUUUAAGUUGGAGUCAAACUUGUUAUGCUUUUGAGCUAACUAGCUUUUAAGGUGAGGUUAGAAUUUGGAUAUGCUUAAGUGCCUAGUUGUGAGUUUGCUAUCUUGCUGGUUUUUGUGCAUAGGUGUUAAUCUUGUUGUCUUAAUGUACUGGAUAUAGUGUGGUUGUGUAAGUGUUGUGUUGUAUGAUCAAUUUUGUAGCCACCAAAACUUGUGCACCACAUCACCGUGACUACGAUAUAUGUAAAUGUAGUAAAGGAUUGUUGAUUGCUCAUGGAACUAUGUAACUAUGUAAGGUAUCUUUGUUGUCAUAUAUUCUGCAUUAUUAUGUGUUUCUUCA
Molecule: messenger RNA, 1124 nt
Organism: Ipomoea triloba (trilobed morning glory)
Lineage: Eukaryota; Viridiplantae; Streptophyta; Magnoliopsida; Solanales; Convolvulaceae
Product: pectinesterase inhibitor 9-like
Exons: 1
Coding region: 51-674 (207 amino acids)
Biological process (GO): negative regulation of catalytic activity
Molecular function (GO): enzyme inhibitor activity
Source: RefSeq, a predicted model, not a curated record